Rhodotorula graminis WP1 is the source of this 657-nucleotide messenger RNA. RefSeq lists its product as uncharacterized. Gene Ontology annotation, molecular function: structural constituent of ribosome; RNA binding. Gene Ontology annotation, cellular component: cytosolic small ribosomal subunit. The record is from RefSeq and is a predicted model, not a curated record. NCBI's taxonomy places the organism in Eukaryota, Fungi, Basidiomycota, Microbotryomycetes, Sporidiobolales, Sporidiobolaceae. The coding region runs from base 56 to 520 and encodes 154 amino acids. The transcript has 6 exons.
AUCGAACGCUCGUCCUUACAGCCUCGAUCCGCCCAGGCGUCACCUUCUGCCCAGCAUGAUUAUCCCCAAGGCCGACCGGCGCACCAUCUACGAGAACCUCUUCAAGGAGGGCGUUCUCGUCGCGAAGAAGGACUUCAACGCGCCCAAGCACCAGGAGCUUGACGUCAAGAACCUCUUCGUCAUCAAGGCGUGCCAGUCGCUCACCUCGCGUGGCUACCUCACGACCCACUUCUCGUGGCAGUACUACUACUACACCCUCACCCCCGAGGGCAUCGACUACCUCCGCGAGUACCUCCACCUGCCCGCCGAGAUCGUCCCGGCCACGCACAAGAAGCAGGUCCGCGCCGCUCGCCCGGGUCAGGGCCCGCAGCGCCCCGAGGGUGGUGCCUACCGCGCCCCCCGCGAGGGUGGUGCCGACGGCUACCGCCGCCGCGAGCAGGGUGGCAAGGAGGAGGGUGCCGGCGACUUCCGCCCCCGGUUCGCCGGUGUCGGCCGUGGCGGUCCCCGCACCGAGGCGUAAAGCUUCGUUCCCAGUUCCUGGUCAGCCCCGUCAGUUGGUCGAGGGUCAGCUUGAAACGAGGAUCGAGCUUGCGGUUCCACUCGGUGCCUGGUCGUUCUCGACGAGCAGCGAGAGACUUGUGACCUCGAGCGCGUCUC